ACCCUGGCUGUUUCGUACUCGGCGCGCUACGAAAGUAAUUUCCUAGCCAGUCAGCUAUGGCCUUUGAAAGGAUAACUCAAAAGGACUGGUACCAGAUCUUGGGUGCAAAGCCAACAGACAGUCUGACAGAACUAAAACGAAAGUACCAAAAACUGGCUUUGUUAUAUCACCCAGACAAGCAGAGCGCGGAUGUGUCAGCAGGAGAAGUGGAGGAGCGCGUGCAGAGGUUCAUCGAAAUUGAUCAAGCGUGGAAAAUUCUAGGGAACGAGGAGACAAAAAAAGAGUAUGACCUGCAGCAGCGCGAAGAUAAUCUGACAAAAGAAUGGCCACUGCAUGCACAAAUUUAUCUUGAGGAUAUGUCCUGGAAUGAAGGUGAACAAUGUUAUACUCUUUCAUGCCGAUGUGGUGGGAAUUACACUGUCUCCAAGGCUGAAACCAAAGAGGUGUCUUUGCUUUGUUGUGACACAUGUUCACUUGUUGUAGAGAUCCUUCAAUGAUUGUUUCAACCAAGCAUAUUAACUGUUAAAAACUUUUUAAAAACUUUAGACAAGCACUGGACAGCAUCUGCUAAGAAAUAUAUUAAGGAAGAGGGCACUGCAUUGGAACAAGUUCAGUCAGGCUUGAAAGAGGAAAUAUACAUAAUUGCUAAUGUAGUUCUGCAGAAAUGAAGCUUGUGUUUUCUUCCUUUAUUAAAGAGCUAUUUACUAAAAAAAAAAAA
Messenger RNA from Struthio camelus australis, 718 nucleotides. It is a transcript of the gene DNAJC24, whose product is annotated as DnaJ heat shock protein family (Hsp40) member C24. The record is from RefSeq and is a predicted model, not a curated record. Gene Ontology annotation, biological process: positive regulation of ATP-dependent activity. Gene Ontology annotation, molecular function: ferrous iron binding; ATPase activator activity. NCBI's taxonomy places the organism in Eukaryota, Metazoa, Chordata, Aves, Struthioniformes, Struthionidae.